Molecule: messenger RNA, 1851 nt
Organism: Fusarium subglutinans
Lineage: Eukaryota; Fungi; Ascomycota; Sordariomycetes; Hypocreales; Nectriaceae
Product: PIB1-phosphatidylinositol(3)-phosphate binding protein
Exons: 3
Coding region: 1-1851 (616 amino acids)
Molecular function (GO): metal ion binding
Source: RefSeq, a predicted model, not a curated record
AUGGCCAGCCCUUCGGGUGCUUCAGGCCACUUCGCCUCGGAGGCUGCCAUAGACUACAGCGCUCUUGUGUCGAGCGGUUCUCCGAGCUCACAUUCGUUGCAUAGCGAUGACAGCCACCGCGAAAUCGACCAGAACGACCUAAACCCAUAUCACCACCAAGAUAACGCACGAGAUCCAAUAUGCCCUUGGCGGAAUCCUCGCUUCCAUCACCAAGAAUGCUCGCGAUACUUCGACUGCCCAUCCCACACCAUCGAGCGGAGUCUAUCAGAGAGUGGUUCAGGAGACCAAGAAUCCACCCACAGCUCGCAUUACUCUCGUACUGAUGUCGAGCGAGAUCAGUCUGGAGCACAAACUAUUCGCUUCUCAAACCAAAAGCUUGCACAAGUUGGGAUCACUGGGGAUAAUGUCCCAGCCCCAGACUCAAUCCCUGCAAACGUUGACAGAGAUGCUGCGUAUAUUACGAGCGAUCCUCCAUCCAACCAACCUGCUUCACCCCCCACGGCUACCCAGGAAUCGGGUCAGCCAUCGACAAAUACACCACAUACUUCACUAUCGACAUACCCCGUGAGCUACUCUCAUAAUACGCGGUCCGAGCAACCUGAAUCUCAGAGUGUUGCCACCAGCAAUUCGGAUCAGAGAGCGGGUUCCAGCCAACUCAUAACCGCAUCAAACUCACAAGGGGCUCAAGGAGUGCACACAACUCCAUCCCGAGAAAGAAUGGAUGCACCAUUACCAUCUCCAAGGCCCUUGGAAGAGGCACUUCCACCGCUUCCGCGCUCUGCUCGCCAGUCAAUAUCUUCAGAUCAGCAACGCCCAAGGUGGCAGCCGGAUAAUGAGGUCACAUAUUGCCCUAUCUGUCAUACACAGUUUAGUUUCUUCAUCCGCAAACAUCACUGCAGGAAAUGUGGAAGAGUUGUUUGCAACGCCUGUUCACCGCACAGGAUCAUCAUCCCUCACCAAUAUAUUGUACGGCAACCUGGCUCCGAGGCAGCCAUUCAUCAUUCACUGCUUGUUGACGGACUAGGAGCUGGGUAUUUUGAUGUGAACGACAUGUCGGGAGGUGAACGGGUACGGCUUUGCAAUCCUUGCGUACCAGAUCCGAAUACAGCGCCCCCACAAAGCCCGAGUCCACAAGUAACUCUUUCACCACGAACUUCUCACCAGAGGUCAAGAAGCAGUAUCGGUAAUGCCUAUGGAACACUGCAGCCGUCUAACCGACAUGGUGCGGUUUUCGCGCCCGGCACCGGUGGCGACCCGUACAGAUAUCUCUCUCUCAGGACGAGGAGCAUCACAAUGGGCUCGGCGUCAUCUGGCUCUUCUCCUGGUCCUACCUAUAGAAGACGUAGUGGAGCGUUACAGUCGCGUUUUGAUCGAGUCCAAGCAAGUGGCCAGGCUGCUUCAGCAUCUUCAUAUCCAGAUCGCUAUAGCUCACUAGGAGAAUCAUCAACCAGGCAGCGGGCACUUCCGCCUACGCCACAGAUUGCCGAGGAAGAUGAAUGUCCCGUUUGUCACCGCGAGCUGCCGUCACAGAGCUUGCCGAAUGCUGAGGAACUUCGUCAGUCACAUAUCACGAAGUGUAUCCAGACUCACAGCGCGUACGGAAUGUUAGGCGCUAGUGAGGAUGGCGGAGCACCAGCUGCACCCCGGUUAACAGGCAUGUAUUGUUAUUCCGCAACGGAGAAGGACUGCAUCGAUGAUGCAGAGUGCACCAUUUGUCUCGAAGAAUUCACUGUCGGUGAUCAAAUGGCACGUUUGGAGUGCCUGUGCAGAUUUCAUAAGCACUGCAUCUCGUCUUGGUUCCGUAAACAUCCCGGAAGAUGUCCAGUUCACCAGCAUGGCUUGGGUUAUUAA